UUCCAAACAUGAACAAUUAGACAUUUGAUGAUGCUUUCGACGGUUAUGAAUUAUGAUUAUCCGGAUAUCACAAUUACGACGCUCACUACUGAACGUGGUUCAAAAGCUUGACUGCCCUCUGUUUCGAAUCUGUGGUACGAACACGAUUCUGGUGUGAUAAUAAGGCUUUGUGGCGUUCUGCUGCCACCUGGUGAUUGUGAAGGAAAAUGGUCUCGGGAUGCUGGGCCUGAGAGAGGAAGAGAACCUAGCUUGCAGUAUGAGUGAAUUAAAGGAUUGCCCUCUGCAGUUUCAUGAUUUUAAAUCUGUGGACCACGUAAAGCUCUGCCCCAGAUUCACUGCAGUGCUCUCACGGUCAGAAGAUGAUGGCAUCGGCAUUGAGGAGCUUGACACUCUUCAGCUGGAAUUGGAAACCUUGCUCUCCUCUGCAAGCCGUAGGUUGCGUGUUCUGGAGGCUGAAACCCAGAUUUUGACGGAUUGGCAAGAUAAAAAAGGAGACCGCCGUUUUAUGAAACUUGGGAAGGAGCAUGAGAUGGGCACGCCGGUUAAACACAGCAAACCCAAGAAGCAGAAGCUAGAUGGAAAGGGUAGUCAUGCUUCUGGUCAAGGUCCGGGAAGGCCCAAAUCAAGAAAUAUGCAAACCAAGAUUCAGGAAUAUGAGUUUUCAGAUGAUCCUGUAGAUGUGCCCAGAAUACCGAAAAACGAUGCCCCCAACAGGUUUUGGGCCUCUGUGGAACCAUAUUGCGCUGAUAUUACUUCUGAUGAAAUCAGAGUGCUGGAGGACCUUCUAAAAACCCCAGAGGAUGAAGCAGACUACUACAAGAUUCCGCCACUUGGCAAACACUACUCACAGCGGUGGGCACAGGAGGAUUUGCAGGAGGAACAGAAAGACGGAGCAAGGGCUGCUUUAGCAGGAGAUAAAAAGAAAGGAAUCCUUGGGCCUCUGACUGAGCUGGAUUCUAAAGAUGUGGACUCCCUACUAAAGAAAUCAGAAUCCCAGCACGACCAGCCGGAGGAUGGCUGUCCGUUUGGUCACUUGACACAGCGUCUCCUGCAGGCUCUUGUUGAGGAGAACAUCAUAUCUCCAAUAGAAGAUUCACCUAUACCAGAGAUUUCGGGGAAGGAGUCGGGAACAGAUGGAGCAAGUACGUCUCCUCGGAGCCAGAACAAACCUUUCAGUGCUCCACAUACAAAGUCAUUAGAGGGUCGUAUAAAAGAAGAGCUGAUAGCUCAGGGAUUGCUGGAAUCUGAGGACCGUCCUGCUGAGGAUUCUGAAGAUGAAGUCUUAGCAGAGCUGCGCAAGAGGCAGGCCGAGCUUAAAGCCCUCAGCGCUCACAACAGAGCAAAGAAACAAGAGCUGUUAAGGUUGGCAAAAGAAGAAAUGAAUAGACAGGAGCUGCGUCAGCGAGUGAGAAUGGCCGAUAACGAGGUGAUGGACGCUUUCCGUAAAAUCAUGGCAGCUCGGCAGAAAAAAAGAACCCCGACCAAAAAGGAGAAAGACCAGGCAUGGAAAGCGUUAAAAGAGAGAGAAAGUAUUCUAAAACUUUUGGAUGGUUGAAAGAGGAGCCCACAAAAGAACGGGAUUUUUUUUCAUAUCUUUGUACAUUGUUGUUCAGUUUUUUCAUGUCUCUUUUUUUAGGUUUAUGUUUUGUAGGUGUUGUUAGAUGUAAAGCAGGGCUUUAUUUGUUUUUCCAUUGUGAUCAUAAUUGUUUUGGACCUUUUUAUGAAUAAAAUUUUUAAAAACAAA
Molecule: messenger RNA, 1744 nt
Organism: Bombina bombina (fire-bellied toad)
Lineage: Eukaryota; Metazoa; Chordata; Amphibia; Anura; Bombinatoridae
Gene: TADA3
Product: transcriptional adaptor 3
Exons: 9
Coding region: 218-1555 (445 amino acids)
Biological process (GO): regulation of transcription by RNA polymerase II
Cellular component (GO): SAGA complex
Molecular function (GO): transcription coactivator activity
Source: RefSeq, a predicted model, not a curated record